AUGUCUCACGUUAAAUUUAAAUUUAAGCACACAUUUGCACUUAUAAUAAUAUUCAUUGCAAUAUUUAUUGCCGUUAAUAUUGCUUCUCCAAUUUAUGAACCAGUUGGUAGUGCUCUUCAAAAACGACAAGGUCCAGAUGGUGGCAAAGCACCAGGUGGCGGUGGUGGCGAUGGCGGCAAAGCACCAGCAGGUGGAGAUGGAGGUAAAGCACCGGGUGGAGAUGGAGGUAAAGCACCAGGUGGAGAUGGAGGUAAGGCACCAGGUGGAGAUGGAGGCAAAGCACCAGGUGGAGAUGGAGGUAAAGCACCAGGUGGAGAUGGAGGUAAAGCACCAGAUGGUGGAGAUGGUAAAGCACCAGCAGGUGGAGAUGGUAAAGCACCAGCAGGUGGAGAUGGUAAAGCGCCAGCAGGUGGAGAUGGUAAAGCGCCAGCAGGUGGAGAUGGUAAAGCACCAGCAGGUGGAGAUGGCAAAGCACCAGGUGGAGAUGGAGGAAAAAUACCGGAUGGUGGUGGUAAUGGAGGACCACCAACAACAUCAAAAAAAACCAUUGAUCCAACUGCAACUUGUUCUUCUCCUAAUGAUCCUAGAUGCCAAGCUCCACCAGGAGUUACUGCAAAAGUUGAAACGUCUACGCAAGAUGAAGUUGAAACAGUAACACCAGCUCCGACCCCAAAUGCUAAUAAUAAUAAUAAUAAUAAUAAUAAUAAUAAUGGGAAAAAUAAAAUAACUAAGUUUACAACCACCACAACAACACAAACAUUAUAUUUUGCUGGUUAUACAUCAACUAUUACAACAACAAAUUCUCUUGGAGAAGUUACAACCUUCGCGACAUACAUUCCUCCGUCCACUGUACUUGUGGUAAAGAAGGUUGCUGUCACUGCACCCGCACUUGAAGAUGGAACUGAUACAUCAGAUUCUAUGACAAUUUUACAUGGGGUUAAUAACAAUAGUUUAUGGGGUGUUACAAUGAGUUUAGCAGUGGUUACUGCAACUUUAGUUUUUAUGAUUUUUGCGUAA
Molecule: messenger RNA, 1017 nt
Organism: Rhizophagus irregularis DAOM 181602=DAOM 197198
Lineage: Eukaryota; Fungi; Glomeromycota; Glomeromycetes; Glomerales; Glomeraceae
Source: RefSeq, a predicted model, not a curated record